Molecule: messenger RNA, 1073 nt
Organism: Jaculus jaculus (lesser Egyptian jerboa)
Lineage: Eukaryota; Metazoa; Chordata; Mammalia; Rodentia; Dipodidae
Gene: Mrpl43
Product: mitochondrial ribosomal protein L43
Exons: 3
Coding region: 4-474 (156 amino acids)
Biological process (GO): mitochondrial translation
Cellular component (GO): mitochondrial large ribosomal subunit
Molecular function (GO): structural constituent of ribosome
Source: RefSeq, a predicted model, not a curated record
GCCAUGACGGGACGCGGCAGUCCGAGCCGCUUCCUGGCCGCUGUCCUCCACAACGGCCUGGGUCGGUACGUGCCGCAGCUGCAGCGCCUCAGCUUCAGCCUCAGCCGCGACGCCCCGUCGUCGCGCGGCGCCAGGGAGUUCGUGGAACGGGAGGUGACUGACUUCGCCCGACGGAACCCAGGGGUCGUCAUAUACGUGAACACGCGGCCUUGCUCCGUGCCCAGAAUAGUGGCCGAAUACCUUAACGGGGCUGUGCGCGAGGAAAGCAUCGGCUGCAAGUCCGCGGAGGAGAUCACGACGCUGGUGCAGAAGCUGGCCGACCAGUCUGGUUUGGAAGUGAUCCGCAUCCGCAAGCCCUUCCACACGAACAACCCCAGCAUCCAGGGCCAGUGGCACCCCUUCACUAACAAACCCACGACCUUCCGCGGGCUGCGGCCGCGAGAACGCCAGGAUCCUGAGCAACAAGUGCCGUGAAGAGUUAGCUGCCUCGGCAACUGCAGCCCCAGGCCUUGUGCUCUUGCUACAGUCGAGUUGGUUCCUCCUCUCUGGGAUUUCAAGCUCAGGCAAAUACGCGGAGCCUGCCAGUGGGGGCUUGGCCUGGGAUAUAAAGAAUUGCUUUCUAUCCAGUACCCACUACAAGGGAUAGUGACCUUGUGAGUCCCCUAAUUCUAGUUCAGUUGACCUCCCCAAAAUCCGAGAUGAGGAAGCAUCCAGGUGUUGUUUAGGGUUCUUGUUUUCUGAAAUCCAAACUGGUCAUCUCAAAACAGUGAGGUGUGUCAGUGCUAGCUUCUGACAAAUCCACGGUGUCCCGUUUCCACAACCAUUGCACUAGAGAGUUCUUCCAUGUGGCCUGGCAUUGGGCAAGGCUGUUUAUAUCUAUGGACGUGUAUACAUUUUAAGAAAAUGAAGUAAUUAAACAAUCUAAAGUCAUACAGUCUUACUUCAAAAUGUGUGCAUAAUUUUAAGCUUAAGCCCCCUUUUCCUUUUCCUAACACCAGAAGCAAAACAGUCUUUCAAUGUGGUUAGUGUCAAAGGCAAUGUGACUAAUAAAUGUAGAUCUGAUUUGGAGAGAA